This is a messenger RNA of Triticum urartu, 556 nucleotides long. The record is from RefSeq and is a predicted model, not a curated record. NCBI's taxonomy places the organism in Eukaryota, Viridiplantae, Streptophyta, Magnoliopsida, Poales, Poaceae.
GCGCGCCUCUGCUCUCCUGCGUCACCGGCGAGCGAUGGAGCAGUUCCAGGACGGCCACCACGUGCGACUGCGGAGCCGCGAGCGCGGCACGUACCUGCACGCCGACGACGACGGGCUUGACGUCUCCCUCCGCCGGAACCGCGCGUCGAUGAACGCGGCCUGGGCGGUGCACGUCUACCAGGGAGAUGGCAACAACCAGUACGUGCUCCUCCACAGCGCCGCCUACGGCCGCUACCUCGGCGCCACGGACGCGCCGGCGCGGCGAGGCCACAGCGGGCGCCGCGUCGAGCAGUGCGACUACGAGCCCUGGGAGGAGAUGGCCAUCAGGUGGCAGGUCGUCAGGAUCGGCUCGGGGGACGAUAUCCUGCUCCGCCAGGCGGUCGCCGGCCGCCUCCGCGCCAACGGGAGGUACCUCAGCGUCGACGCCUUCAACAGCGUCGGCCCGAUGAUGCAUUGGGUCGUGGAGCAAAUCCCCGCUAGGGAGGACACGCCUCACCUUGCAGCUCCGACUCGGUUUGCGUCAGAAUUCAACCGCGGAGAUUGCAGAUUGUGUUAA